Molecule: messenger RNA, 8660 nt
Organism: Poeciliopsis prolifica (blackstripe livebearer)
Lineage: Eukaryota; Metazoa; Chordata; Actinopteri; Cyprinodontiformes; Poeciliidae
Gene: rims1b
Product: regulating synaptic membrane exocytosis 1b
Exons: 30
Coding region: 1053-5474 (1473 amino acids)
Biological process (GO): intracellular protein transport; regulation of membrane potential; regulation of synaptic plasticity
Cellular component (GO): cytoskeleton of presynaptic active zone; presynaptic membrane
Molecular function (GO): small GTPase binding; transmembrane transporter binding
Source: RefSeq, a predicted model, not a curated record
UAGUUCUCUUUCACUUAAAUAGCCCAAAAAUAAUAUUCAGUGCAGUGCCACCAGAAGCUUCCUAAUUAAAAACUAUAGGACCCUUCUGUGCGAUUUAAUUCUAGUGUAAAGACAGCAGAUCAUUAAUAGUCUCACAGAUUUAAUUAAAAAAAAAACAUAAUUAAGAAAACAGAACAUUUAUUUUUGCUCUCUAACUGAACACACAGGGUCAUAUCUUUUAAAAAAAAUAACAUAUUUAUGACUGGCACCGUUCAAAUUCAACAGCAAAAAGCUUACACAAAAGCACGACAUUUUAGAUAAUUAACUAAAACUUUGCAGAGAAGUGAACGUCAGUUGAGCUGCUGUCCAUGGUGCUGAAACUCUUCUGCACUCCAUAUUUUGAACGGGCUGUAUUCUUUCUAAAUUGAGCCAAUAAAGCGGUUCAAAGUAUCGCGAGAGGAGGAAAGAAAUGUUAGAUUUAUACAUGAUCUGCGUAUUCAUGUGGAGUGGGACUGCUUUUUAAAUGAAAAUGCCGGGAUGUGGCGUGGACAAGCUUUUCAGAUCAUGACGACAACGAGCCAGUUCUCACAUGAUUAGAUGGUCCUCCGAAAAAAAAAAAAAACACCUGAGAGGGAGGAAGGAGGGCUCCAUUCCAAGGGAGGCAGCGGAGAGGCACCGAGGACUCCGCCUUUACCGCCCUAACGUCCAAGCACCAGUCCGGGGUGGGGAAGAGGGAAGAGACACGCCGCAGGCCUGACGAAGAGAUUCGAAACGCGAGCGUGAGGAGAGACUAAACAAAAAAGAAGAAGAAGAAAGAAAGAAAUACGGAGAUGGGCUCGCCGUGAAGGAAUAAAGACAGGGAGGUUGGGGAAACACCCAGAGGGGGCGCAACACAAAAGCACAACUCGAGGUGCCUGCAACCAUGAGCGGCUGCUCGCCUAAGCCGCGGCUGCCGCUGCUGCUUCGCCCGGGGAACACGUCGUGAGGGGCGCCUCGGGAACCUGUUAGCCGAAACGACACGCCGACGAGAACCAGGAGGAGGUGGUGGAGGUGGGGUGGUGGUGGUCGAAAAGAUGUCCGCCUCGGUGGGGCCCCACGGCGGCCCUCGCCCACCCACCGUGCCGCCGUCCAUGCCGGAUCUGCCGGACCUUAGCCACCUCACCGAGGAGGAGCGCAAGAUCAUCAUGGACGUGAUGGCUCGGCAGAAGAAAGAGGAAGAGAAAGAACAAGAAAUGCUGAAGACACUGCACCAGCAGUUUGAGAGCUACAAACAGGAAGUGCGUCGCAUCGGGGUCGAGACGCGACGUCAGCAAAUGCAGCAGAAGGACGACGCUCCCACCUGCGGCAUUUGCCGCAAGACCAAGUUCGCUGAUGGUUGUGGCCAUCUCUGCUCAUACUGCCAGACCAAAUUCUGCGCUCGCUGUGGGGGGCGGGUAUCUUUGCGCUCCAACAAUUGUCUCAUAGUGAAGGACAGGGUAAUGUGGGUUUGCAACCUGUGCCGUAAACAACAGGAGAUUCUCACCAAAUCAGGAGAAUGGUUUUCGGGGUCAGGAGCGCGGCCCGGGAGCCUGGGCACCUCCUUGAAAGACCCGGCCACAAGAGGUGAGGGUCAGCGUGACAGGAAGCUUCUCCGCUCCAGAUCGCAAGCUCCUCCCUCCAGCACAAACACAGGGCUGCUGGACGGGACACAGCUGCCCGCCGGAGUCCUCCCAGCCAAGGCUGGUGACACCAUGCCUGGCUCUCGCUCCCAAAGUGAACCACCAAAAGAAAAAAAAAGGCCAGUAUCUCUUCAUGAGCAAAACGGUAGGGGAGGGAUGGGACGGGGCAGUGGUCGCAGACCUUCUGGCAAGCUUCAGUCUCAGUCAUCCCUGGAUGAUCGUGUGAGCACUGGAGACAGAGAAAGACGGUUUGGAGAAGGACGGCGACUGGAGAAGAUACAUUCUCAAGAUUAUGAGGAUGGAGAGGAGAACUUGAGGCAUUCAGGGAUGCACCGCCGACAUCCGGAGGAUGAGGAACAGAGGGAGAGGCAGCGCCGUGAAGAAGAGUUCCAAAAUCGUUAUCGGAGUGACCCCAACCUGGCAAGGUAUCCUGUAAAACCACAAAAAGAGGAGCAGGAGAUGCGAAUGCACGCAAAGGUGUCCAAAGUACGGCACGAGCGACGGCACAGUGAUCUCGCGAUCAAUGAGGUUGGGUUGGGACCAGGUGAAGGAGGUGGUGGAGGAGGUCAUGUACCUCCAAACCGUCUGACCAGGAGGGGUGGAGGUGGUGAAGGAGAGCGCAAAGGCCUCAAUGAGAACCACCGAGCCUUUCCUGUUGACAGGACCGCGGGGAUGGGAGGAGGACCACCACCUCCAGGAGGUGGAGGGAAAUCAGGGCCUCAGACUGGAGGGCUGGUGUCUAAUGAUCAGGGCUCAAACAACUCCCGUCCAGAGACUGGCACAACAAGGGACAAGGGUGGGGACCACCUGCUGAGGAAAGACUCGCAGAGCUCAGACCAGUCUGAUUCUUUGCGGCCGCCCCCUCCUCGGUCAUACAAAGGCAAGCGCGGAAUCAACAAGAGACAGAUGUCCAUCAGCAGCUCAGAAGAGGAGGGCGGUUCCACGCCCGAGUACACCAGCUGUGACGACGUGGACAUGGAAAGCGUCAGCGAGAAAGGAGAUUUGGACUGUCAUCCUUUAGAUCCUACAGUAUGGCAUCAUCCGGUUACGUGGCAGCCGUCCAAAGAGGGUGACCACCUGAUUGGACGCAUCACAUUAAGCAAGAGGUCGGCCAUGCCCCGCGAGGCCGGCUCCCUACUGGGCCUCAAAGUUGUAGGAGGAAAGAUUACAGAGUCUGGAAGACUUGGGGCCUUUAUCACCAAAGUCAAAAAAGGCAGCUUGGCAGAUGUUGUGGGACAUCUACGUGCAGGUGACGAGGUCUUACAGUGGAAUGGGAAGUCAUUGCCAGGAGCAACCAAGAAAGAAGUGUACAACAUCAUUCUUGAAUCCAAAGCUGAACCUCAAGUGGAGAUUGUAGUCUCAAGGCCAAUAGGAGACAUCCCAAGAAUCCCAGGGUCCCCACACCCUCCACUAGAGUCCACUGGCUCCAGUUCUUUUGAGUCACAGAAGAUGGAUCGUCCCUCUAUAUCGGUGAUGUCCCCCACCAGUCCUGGCACCCUUCGAGACCUUCCACUUGUGCUGCCUGGACAGCUUUCUGUAAAGCUGUGGUACGACAAAGUGGGUCACCAGUUGAUUGUCAACGUCCUUCAAGCCAUAGACCUGCCACCUCGACCAGACGGCCGACCUCGAAACCCAUAUGUCAAAAUGUACUUCCUGCCGGAUCGGAGUGACAAGAGUAAACGACGGACUAAAACGGUGAAGAAGAGCUCUGAGCCCAAGUGGAACCAGACUUUCAUUUAUUCCCAUGUUCACCGGCGGGACUUCAGAGAGCGAAUGCUGGAAAUCACUGUCUGGGAUCAGCCCAGAGUGCAGGAGGAAGAGAGCGAAUUUCUGGGCGAGAUCCUAAUAGAGCUUGAGACAGCCUUAUUGGACGACACCCCCCACUGGUACAAACUCCAGACUCAUGACGUGUCCUCCAUACCUCUGCCUCAGCCCUCUCCAUACCUUCCGCGCCGACACGUCCAUGGAGACAGUCCGAGCAAGAAACUACAGAGGUCUCAUCGCAUCAUUGAUUCAGAGUUUGAUGAUGGUUUGAUAGGUGGGACUAAAGGCGGAGAGCGAAACUCCCGUGAGAGAGAUCGGAGCAGCACGUUGGCUGUCCCCGAUCAGCAGCGCCCCAUCCAGCACCGCUCCCGCUCCGUGUCUCCUCACAGAGAGGACACCUGCAGGGCUCGGUCUCGGCCCCCACACGUUCCCAUGCAAAGGAGUUUGGAUGAGAUUCACCAAAACCGCAACCACUCACGUUCCCCGACACACUACCACGAGUCCGACCUGGAGCACCAGCGCUCCGGCGACUCAGACUACGAGUAUUCAGAGGACAGUGAGGUCCUGGAGAUGAACAGAUCAAUUCGAGGCGGGAGUGCAGAGUGCCUACAUACCAACAGGAGCAUAGAUAGAUACAGCAACACGCUUCCCCCAAAAAUGCCCCUUUUAGUAAAUGGUAUCCAUAAAGACAUUUACAGCGACCUGCAGCCAUCCCUGGACAGAGUGAGGAGUGCCAGCACCACAUGUCUGAGACCAGACACCAACUUUCACUCCUCUGACAGAGACAGAACACACCCACACGGCAGCCCUUCUCCUCCAACUGUGUUAUCCGGUCGAAGGGGUCGUCAGCUUCCACAGCUCCCUGCGAAGAGCAGCAGUAUAGAGCACGCCCUGGCAGUGGAGGAGCGAGCCCGACAGCUGCCAAUGAAAGUACAUUCCUACCGGCCUUCAGCCUCCCACAACUCUCAAACAGACCUCAAGACCAAACGGGAGAUGUACGCAGAGCAGAGGCGCAGCAGUGACAAUAUGUCGGCGAGAUCUUCGGACAGCGACAUGAGCGACGUGUCGGCUCUCUCCCGUGCCAGCAGUGCCUCUCGUCUCAGUAGCACCAGUUACAUGUCUAUACAGUCAGAGCGGCCUGGAGGACGGCUCAGUCGGCAAAUGCGAUCGAUGGGUCGGAACAUGAUGAAGAGCUCCAGUGUGAGUGGUGAGAUCUACACGCAGGAGCGCACAGAUGGCAGCCAAUCAGACACCGCUUUGGGCACCGUGAGCGGUGGCAGCAAGAAGAGACGCUCCAGCAUCAGCGCUCGCUUCGUGGCCAUCGUUGGCAAGAACCGCAGCCGCAGCACCUCACAGAUCAACGACCCUGGUGAGUCGCACAUGCAAACUGAGAAGGGCAUCCAGAGGAGCACAGAGACGGGCAUGGCCGUGGAGCUUUCCAGGAACAUGAGCCGCCAGCCCAGCAGGGAGUCGAACAACGGCAGCAUGAACAGCUGCAACUCUGAGGGAAAUUUAAAUCUGGGUGCAAGCAGCCAGUUCAGCGAUUUCCUGGAUGGACUGGGACCAGCACAGUUGGUGGGCAGACAAACUCUGGCUACUCCUGCCAUAGGUGACAUUCAGAUUGGAAUGAUAGAGAAAAAAGGGCAGCUGGAGGUGGAGGUCAUCAGAGCUCGAGGACUCGUACAAAAGCCAGGAUCCAAAUCUCACAUCCCUGCUCCAUAUGUCAAAGUCUACCUUCUGAAUAAUGGAGCAUAUGUAGCCAAAAAGAAGACUAAGAUUGCACGGAAAACACUUGACCCCCUGUACCAGCAAGCACUGCUGUUUGAGGAGAGCCCACAGGGAAAAGUCCUACAGGUUAUCGUUUGGGGUGACUACGGCAGGAUGGACCAUAAAAGCUUCAUGGGAGUUGCACAGAUCCUGCUGGAUGAGUUAGACUUGUCAAACACAGUCAUUGGUUGGUACAAGCUGUUCCCUCCGUCCUCUUUGGUCGAUCCGACGCUGGCAUCCCUGACACGGAGAGCCUCCCAAUCAUCUCUUGACAGCUCCUCGGGACCGCCUGGCGUUCGAACCUAGUGGAGCAACAGCGCUACACUAUCCCAAGUAGGAAAGGGGGAAAAAACUUAAGAAAAGAAGCUGAAGAGAGAGGCCCAUACAAUAGUAGGUAGAAACAUAGAACAACAACAAUCAGAAACGGUCACAGCGAGAAAGCUUUGUUGAAAUCUGACAAUCACUCCUGCCGCAGUUAUUUUCGCCUGUUGUAAGGAGCGUCAUAUUUCGGUGUUUCGUUUCCAUUCAAAGAAAAAUCUCAUGGUUUAUCUCUUGUUCUCCAGUCGGAAUAUGAUUGCUAUGAGUGUCAGUGAAUCAAAAAGAAACAGGGUGGUUUUUAACUGAAUCAACCUAGCAAAGAAAUGUACGUAAGCAUUGGAAUGUAUGGCCUCUUGACAAGAGGUAAAAUCCCUUCGCUGACUGCAGGGGGCGCAGUCCUUUCUGCAGUGGCCUCCUCCAGAAGCCCAUCAGACUGCCGGUAUUCCUGCUCUCUCUCCCCAUCAGGAUGCCGCCCUGCCCUCCCCCGCAUGGGUGUUCAGUCUGGAAGCACAGGGCCUUCUUCUGGUGCCUCGAUCACUGGUCCCUUUCUUUGUCAAGAUGUUCUCUUUUCAACAUGUUUACCAUGGCUACUCUGGGGCCAUAGUCUUUUAAGAGUGAAUUGUGGCGUUCCUUUCUUUCCUUUUGUUACUACAGGCACAAAAUGUUUUUGCAGUGUGCAAAAUGUUCAUGAUAUGUGGUCAGUCUGAAGUGUGCAUGAUGAAAACAAGAGAUUUUAUAAGGACACAAAAUUUAGUCUGCGGCUCUUCUCCGGGAUGAUGGGUAAUAAUAAUACAGAUGGUCCACCAUCUUGCCUCUGUGCUUUCACUGAGUUCACCUGAAAAUAUCCUGGGUGGAACAAUGGAGAUCUUGCUGCACAUAGGAAAGCCUCAUUUGUCAAAUGCUGAAAUAAAUUUGUGUGCAGAAAUUGUUGCAGAAGAAGUCCCACGUGUGACCACGUGGCUGGAGACCAUCAUUUAUAUACCACACUCAUACUUAUUCAACUUUUUAUUCAUCUCAGUUACAGAAUGCAAUAAACAGAAAUCGUCAAAUCUAAAUUUCUAUGGUUUUAAAGUUACAGCCUCAGAAAAGGGAUGAUAAACCAUGAAAAAAUAGAUUUCUGCAAAUGUUGUCAAGCAUUUUCAGUUUAAUUAUUCUUUCCAAACAAAAAUAUUUAACAAUCAUCUAUUAGACAUGCUGCAUGUGGUCCACUGUGCUAUAAACAGCCCUUUGACCUGUAUCAGUUCAUCACAUGGCAGAGCACCACACUAAACCCGACUGUCCAGCGCAGUAUUGUUCAGAGCUUCACAGGCUAAAAUGAAUUCCCUCACUUUCUUGUACAUGUAUUGCAGAGAUCCUCUUGCAAACCAACCUCUCCUUAAGAAGCUCAAAGUAUCCCUCACAGAGGCUCAUGUCUUUUUGUUUACAAUGUAUUUUAGCAUAUUUUAGGAGAAGAAAUGCAGAACUACAGACAGGAGAGUCCUGCAAAAUCUGGCAUUUAUUCCCCUAAAUCCUCUCCUUUCUUGGAGAUGCAGCAAAUCUCCUAGUGAUCCUCUAAGAGUGUUACCAAGCAACUGAGCCGAGAAUGGAGGCAAAUUGAUGGACCGAAGCAGUGACAUGUCAGAUUUUUACACCCAAUGAUGAGAUCAAUGUUCAACUACUUGUCUUUGAUUAAUUGUGUUGUAGGCCUCCCAGGGGGUUGACAAAUAAAUAAAGAUUAUGUCAUUUUGAAAUGUGGAAGGGAGAUAGUAUCACUGUCAGAUAAAAAUAAAUAAAUGCUGUUGUUCACCUAUGCCAGAGCUGGAUUGGACCAUGUAACUUCACAUUUUUGAGGGAGUGCCUUCCCUCACCCCAGCACGUUAAAGGUUUUUAUUCAAACCUGAGUUUAUCUUGUUUUUAAUACAAGCACAAGAGCUUGAUUUUUUACUAGAAAAAGUUUAACUUUUCAACAAAAAAAACAUGUAGUUAUGAAAAAGGAAAAAAAAAAAAAAAAAAAAAAAAGCAACAAUCCCGUUGGUUCGGGUUACUUAUUUUGUCUUGAACCAGAAAAGAAGAAUAGAUGCAUGAGUUUCCUCAUGCAUCUAUGUGAAUAUGAAAGUCGGGACACCAACACUCAUAUGCCAGUCUGUCUGCAGACGCCUCCCGCCACCACGUGGGGCGGAGCCGGCAUGACUUGGGAAUGCAUUCCAAGCUGCAUGCACUUCUUUUUGUUUUCUUUUACUUUUUUUUUUUACCUUUUUUUUUUUUGUAAAACCGAUACAGAAAAAAAAAACAAACACUGACCUUGAUGCGUGUUAGUUCCACGUACUGUAGGGCCGCUUGUAUGUUGCAUGCAGUUGUGCAGUUUGCUCGUACUUGAAUAUUAAAGAGAUAAAAACCAAGAAGCCAUUCCCAUAUCGCAAAAGACAUUUGAGCUCAGCUGGAGUCUGUUCCACGUCCCUCUGUCUGGUGCUGAAUGUCUCUCAAACUGAAACCGGAGAUUAUGCUGAUGUCUUUCCCUGAUCCUCUAGAAGAUGUACUGUACUGUACAGUCAUACUGAGCAGAGCUCACAGCCCCUCUUACUAUUAUUAUUCCACUUCACAGUAUACCUCACAAGGGGCUGAGGUGAUGUAUGAAUAAAUAUGUACAAAUAACAUCAAACUAUAUGGAAAUAAUUAUGUUUUAAAAUAAUUUCAGAUAUGGUGACACAUGGGCUUUUAAGUUAUACAGCGUAUAAACAGAGAAUCAUAUUAUUCAACAGCCGACUAUCGAUUACUGUACAAGGGGCCAAGUCAUUUAAGUGGUAAUAAUUACAUACAAUUAGGGACCACGCAGAUGGACGCAUCAAGGUAACGGGUUACAAGGUGUUAUACAGUCUGAACACUGAAACCGAAAGGGCCAAGUUCAAUCCCUCUUCGCAAGCGUUUUCUUUGCAUCGUCUGGUGAAGUCCACCUCCGGUCCCCCAUCACCUUUGUUUUUGUCAGUAUUAACAGGAGAAAAAAAAAUUGCUAAUUGUUUACAAUCUUCUGUAUUCCACUGAAGCAAUGAGAAAAUUAGAGAAUAGUAAAGCAUUCACUGCAACAAUUAUUGUUUGUAUAACAGAUGUGGCUCAAAUGAUGUGUAUGUUUUAUAUAUAUAUAUAUAAAAAAAAUUCAUUUUUAUUAUUUACAAAUAAAAAAACGAAUGUGUGGAAGAA